Plasmodium inui San Antonio 1 is the source of this 627-nucleotide messenger RNA. RefSeq lists its product as hypothetical. The record is from RefSeq and is a predicted model, not a curated record. Lineage: Eukaryota; Apicomplexa; Aconoidasida; Haemosporida; Plasmodiidae. The transcript has a single exon. Bases 1 to 627 code for a protein of 208 amino acids.
AUGAAGGACAUUGCAUUUUUCUUCCUGCCUGCGGGCAUCGGGCUGUCAUGCCUGCUGCUGAGUGGCGUGGCCCUCUUCCAGCGUAUGGCAAUAUCCAUCCAGAAAAGGAGCGUCAAUUUCCAGAUCUACAAAUACCAUGUGAACGUAUCAGUGUCAUCCCUAAUUUCGUUCUAUGCGUUGCUACGCUUGGCCUUUACCAUCUUGGAGCUGAAAAACCACAACGAUGAGAAGCACAGUUUGGACCCUUCGCUCCAUGUCCCCAGCAUGCACAGAGCGUACCUCAAAAAGAUGCGACUGCAGAGGAACUUCUGGAUCCUGCUACUCUGCUCAAUUGCAUGGGUAUUCUACAUUCGCUUCACCUAUUUAAUUUUGUAUUAUCGGGAGAAGGUUAAGAAGAGCGAUGAGGAAUAUGAAGCCGUCAUGGUGCUGAAGGGCACGCUGAACAAGUGCACUCAGAAGGUGGCACAGAGACAGGGGGACAUAGUAAAGCACAGCGACAGUUUUGGGGGGGAACACCUAAUGUCAUCCAGUGAUGUCACCACUGACGGGAACGCUGACACACCGGAGAAAUCAUCCGUGCUGGAGGACGGCCAGCGGAAGAACCCUGGCAUAAGGCAGCGUCGCUAA